Aedes aegypti (yellow fever mosquito) is the source of this 967-nucleotide messenger RNA. Its product is annotated as putative RNA polymerase II subunit B1 CTD phosphatase RPAP2 homolog. Gene Ontology annotation, molecular function: RNA polymerase II CTD heptapeptide repeat phosphatase activity; RNA polymerase core enzyme binding. The transcript has 4 exons. The record is from RefSeq and is a predicted model, not a curated record. The coding region runs from base 96 to 878 and encodes 260 amino acids. Gene Ontology annotation, cellular component: cytoplasm; nucleus. Lineage: Eukaryota; Metazoa; Arthropoda; Insecta; Diptera; Culicidae.
AGUCUCUGUGCGUUUAUUUAUAACUCAAUCUCGAUCACGCUCGGAAGCGAACAAAUUUCCCUCAAAACUUUGUACUGAUUUUAGCCAAGAAAACCAUGUUUGAUAACGAAAAUUUCAACGUUUUUCGUGAUGGUGAUGCAGUGAAGGAAAAGCAAAAGGUUAACCGGACGAAGCUUCCCCGGAGGGCCAAGAAUUUCAGCAAAGAGCAGCUCCAGCUGGCUCUCCGAAAGAAGAAAGAAUGCAAUGCAAAGGCCCAAAAAAUUGUGGAAACUCUGCUGGAUCCGGUCGACGAUGUGGACCAAUUUCUAGUGAUGCUUCGAGACAUAAAUCAGAGUCAUUUCGAUGAUGUUGUUCAGGAAAGAGCCAUUCAAAAAAUCUGCGGUUAUCCACUUUGUUUGAACGAGUUAGUCAACAUCCCGCAGCAAAAGUACGUUAUCUCGCUUUCCAACAAAAAAGUCUACGAUAUCACCGAGCGUAAAAACUUCUGCAGUGGCGACUGCUACAAAGCUUCCAACUUCGUUAAAGAACAGAUGUUAACAAGCCCACUAUGGCUCCGGGAUCAGGAAGACAUACCGGAAUUUCGAUUGCUCAACACUCCUUCGCAGGCGUCUCUCAGCGUGCAGACGACGACGACGACGGUCACCAAAAUUGAGAUUUCACAGGAGCCAACCGUUGAGAUUAAUAUCGAUGAGCUUCGGAUUGUGGAGAAGACGUACCCCGCGAGUUCUUCCAAGGGGGACCAAAACGAUGGGGGUCGCCGUAGUAUACAGGAAGGUAGUGAAGUUGACCUGUCUAUCAGGGAAAGUGAGUCAUCUGGCAACUCCAAUGAAGCCGAUGAAAAAGAUUCACUUAGUGAUUGUAUUAAAAAAUGUCUCUGAAAAAUGACUGAACAUUAUAUUCUAUUUUAUCAUAAAAAUACUAUUGUGUUAUUUACUAAUUUGUGUUAAAUAAUAAGAUUUUCUCUUUA